Molecule: messenger RNA, 641 nt
Organism: Parasteatoda tepidariorum (common house spider)
Lineage: Eukaryota; Metazoa; Arthropoda; Arachnida; Araneae; Theridiidae
Source: RefSeq, a predicted model, not a curated record
UCUAGUCUGUAGUAAUUCUAUUAUUUUUUUAAAUAAUAUGAAGCUUUAUCGACGUGUUUCAUCAAAGCUUUGAUUUGUGUACGAAAAGAAAAUUUCUGAAGAGAAUCUAAAUUUAAAUAAUGAAAGUUCAGUUUUAUUUGAUUUGGGAUUUGCUAACCCUGCUGUAAAUGAUGAAUAAAAUUUAUCAUGUUUAUUUUAUUGGUGAUGUAUAUUUUUGAAAAGUAAACAAACUGUAAAUAUGAAUGUAUUAAGACACUUUCUUUUUGUUUUCAAGAUGCCUCAGUUGCCACCUGAGUCUACUAGCAUGAUGGCUUUAAAUCUUUUGCAACAACUUAGUAGUCUAGCACAUUUAGCAACCGCUUCCUAUGACACUCCAUCUUCUGCCGCUGAUGUGAACAGAAUGCAACAGCUGUGGGGAAUCGCUCUCCGUGCAUUGAAUACUGAUGUGAGUAUGGCAGCUAUCCAAUAUCUGAAGAACUAUUACAUUAAUGUUCAUCAUGGGACACUUGAAAGACAAGAAGAAUUCAUUCAACAUUGUAUGGAUAAUCUAAUGAAGGCAUCUGAACAAACUAAAGAAGUAAUGUAUUUUUAAAAAAUAUUUUUUUCCUUUGUCCACGUCACUGAACCAUAGUCAAGCACAG